Phyllostomus hastatus (greater spear-nosed bat) is the source of this 1378-nucleotide messenger RNA. It is a transcript of the gene DBNDD2, whose product is annotated as dysbindin domain containing 2. The transcript is spliced from 4 exons. The record is from RefSeq and is a predicted model, not a curated record. Bases 412 to 894 code for a protein of 160 amino acids. Gene Ontology annotation, cellular component: cytoplasm. Gene Ontology annotation, biological process: negative regulation of protein kinase activity. NCBI's taxonomy places the organism in Eukaryota, Metazoa, Chordata, Mammalia, Chiroptera, Phyllostomidae.
CGCCUUCCUCCUCCGCCACCAGCCGCCACCAGCCCGCGGCCGGCCGCAAGGUCUCCCCACACUUCCUCGGCCCUGCCUAGCCCACUGGGUUCAGGUGCCCCGCGGCCCGCCCCAGCGCCUCCGGAGCUGACCAGGGUCUUGAAUAUGCGGAGUGCAGAUGAGGCGGGGAAGGCGGUCUGCGGAGGAGGGUGGACUGGUCCUCAGGUUUGAUACUUACUCCCUCGCCUCCUGCAAUGGGCUCUGAGCCGAAUGCCUGGAAGGAGACGGAGCGAACGCCAGUGAAUGCAAAGGGCCUGGGCUGGCCCGGGGGCUCGGGUUCUGGAGAGCUCUCGGCACUGGGGGCCUGGUCCGAAUUGGACCCAGGACCUGCCCUUCCAAUUGCUACUCACUGACUAGUGGGGAGGAGCUGCCAUGGACCCGAAUGCUCGGGCGUCUCUGGAGCGCCAGCAGCUCCGCCUGCGGGAGCGGCAGAAGUUCUUUGAGGACAUCUUACAGCCGGAGACAGAGUUUGUCUUCCCCCUGUCGCACCUGCAUCUCGAGGCACAGAGACCCCCCAUAGGUAGCAUCUCGUCCAUGGAAGUGAAUGUGGACACUCUGGAGCAAGUGGAGUUCAUUGACCUUGGGGAUCAGGACGGAGCAGACGUCUUCUUGCCUUGCGAAGACCCUCCGCUGACCCCGCAGACGUCCGGGGUGGACGACCAUGCGGAGGAGCUGAGCCUGCCCAUGCGCACGCCAGACAGGACCACCUCCCGCACUUCUUCCUCGUCUUCUGACUCCUCCACCAGCCCGCACAGCCCGAACCCCAGUGACGGCGGCGAGGACACGCCCUUGGCACAGUCUGACGUGGAGGAGGAUGGGGGCGCGGGGGACACCGAGCCUGGAGCCUGCAGCUAGCAGCGGGCACCCCCGCCUGUGGACUGACCGAGCUGACUGCUCUCCGCAGGAGACCCCAGGCCCAGCCAGAGCUCUUCAGAGAAGACCAGACUCUACCUGUAGUGGGCACCGGAGGGAGGAAGGGAUGGUGAGACGGCGCACCUCCCUGGGAGCUGGGAGCUGGGAGCUGGCCCUCUCCUGUGUGAUCGCUGCCCUUUUCCUGCUGCAACCCUCCCACUAGCUUUCGGCUUACUCCCGAGGUAGAGCUUGUAGGCAAGGAGGUGGAGAUGAGGUAGGACAGGACGCCACUGCCUUUCUUAGCGCCCCUCCCCCAGACCACCCUUGCAGCCUUCUAACCGGCUCCUCCACCGGUGUCUCCCAAUUGGCGUGAACUCUCUAGCACCAAGUGCGGUGGUGACUCCAGCCACCCCGCCCGCCUCCUUACGUCCUUUUUUGGAAUAGGGCACCGUAUCAAUAAUAAACAAAUAACAGUAUACCAACCACA